AGAAGCACCGAAGACGCCCUCUAUGACCUGUUACACCAAAUACGUACUCAUAUUAAAAAUAAAAAAAUAGUAACGUUGGUGUCCCUGGAUAUAGAGGGCGCCUUCGAUAACGCAUGGUGGCCGGCGGUGAAACUGCGGCUGGCUGAGGAAAAUUGCCCGAUAAACAUCAGGAGGACCAUAGACAGUUAUCUGGACAGCAGGAAAGUGACGGUCAAUUAUGGCGGAAGUAGAGCGGAGCGGGCUACUACAAAAGGCUGUGUGCAGGGUUCCAUAGGUGGUCCCCUGCUCUGGAACCUCUUGCUUAAUCCAUUGCUGGUGGGACUGGAGCGGAGGGGUGAGUACUGCCAGGCAUUUGCGGAUGAUGUGGUCAUGCUCUUCGUGGGGGAAACAGCGCUUGACAUCGAGAGACGUGCCAAUGCCGCUCUCGCCUAUGUCAGGGAGUGGGGUGCCCGAAACAAGUUGAGGUUUGCGCCACAAAAGACGAACGCAAUGGUCUUGACGCGCAAACUGAAACAUGACACCCCGCGCCUGAGCAUGGGGGGGAUAGACAUUGGCAUGUCCAAAGAGGUCAAGCUCUUGGGGCUCUGGAUAGACGCAGCCCUGACCUUCAACGCCCAUGUAGCAUAUACAUGCAACAAGGCGUUGGCGAUAUAUGGGCAGCUGUCCAGGGCCGCAAGAGUGAGCUGGGGUCUCCACGAGGACAUUAUCAGGUCCAUAUAUACGGCAGUCAUCGUCCCGAUCAUAACGUAUGCCGCGGCUGCGUGGGCGCCUGCCGUCAAUAAGCUUGGAGUGCAGAAGAGACUCAACAUAGUGCAGAGGGGAUUCGCUCAGAGGAUGACCAGGUCUUACCGCACUGUAUCCCUCAACGCCGCUCUGGUGCUGGCCGGUAUCCUCCCCCUCGACCUCAAGGUGCGGGAAGCCGCAGCUCUGUACGAGGCGAGGAGGGGUAUGCCGGUUCCGGGGUUGGGCGGCAGAGAGGUUGAACAAAGGGCAAAGUUCGCCGUACAACCGCAUCCAGCGGAAACUAUAGCGGUGCAGUUCCAUUGCCUGGAAAGCCGGGCUGACGUGGACGCAAACAGCUCGUGGGAGGUUUGCGUCUACACCGACGGCAGUAAGAUCGAAGACAAGGUGGGAGCGGCCCUAUCCAUCUGGGUAGGAGGCGUAGAAGCCAAAACCAAAAAACUGUCUCUGCCGUCGUACAGCACGGUUUACCAGGCGGAAUUGUACGCUUUAUGCGAGGCGGCGAGGUUUGCCCACAAUAGCAGCAGGAGCACCUUUGGCGUCUUCAGCGACUCCCGCUCUGCACUUGAAACGGUAGCCGACAGCGGUUCCGCUCACCCUCUGGCCUUGGAGACCCGAUCGCAUAUUAAAAAUAGCCGGAAUCAGGGCAAGAUUAUAAACCUUUAUUGGGUUAAGGCUCAUGCCGGGCUCCAAGGCAACGAGCGGGCGGACCAAUUGGCAAGAGAGGCUGCUCUGCACUCCAAGCGUAAGCCGGACUAUGACUUGUGCCCCGUUUCAUUCGUGAAGCGACAGAUAAGAGAUCAGUCGCUUCGGGAGUGGAACGGGAGAUACGUCAACGGCGAGGCGGCGGCGACCACAAAGGUAUUCCUGCCGGAUGCCAUAGCGGCAUAUAAGAUCGUUAGGGAUUUGGGACCAAAGGCAGUGCUCACACAAGUCCUGACCGGGCACGGUGGAUUCUCCGAAUACUUGUACAGGUACAAGUGUAAGGAGAGUCCAUCGUGUAUAUGUGACAGCACAACGGAGGAGACCCUCCUACAUGUCAUCCUGUCGUGUCCCGUGUAUGAAAAGAAUAGAUUUGACCUUGAGCAGCAGCUGGGGUGUAAGCUGGCUAAGGAGAGUGUUAAGGAGAUAAUGGCGGAUUUAGAAAAGAGAAAUGUAUUUUUAAAAUUUUGUAUAGAGGUAGUGCAAAAAGUUAUAAAGAGAAACAAAACGUAA
Messenger RNA from Amyelois transitella, 1956 nucleotides. RefSeq lists its product as uncharacterized. The transcript has a single exon. Lineage: Eukaryota; Metazoa; Arthropoda; Insecta; Lepidoptera; Pyralidae. The record is from RefSeq and is a predicted model, not a curated record. Gene Ontology annotation, molecular function: RNA-DNA hybrid ribonuclease activity; nucleic acid binding. The annotation marks the transcript as partial.